Colletotrichum abscissum is the source of this 1752-nucleotide messenger RNA. Its product is annotated as phenylacetone monooxygenase. The transcript is spliced from 4 exons. The record is from RefSeq and is a predicted model, not a curated record. The coding region runs from base 1 to 1752 and encodes 583 amino acids. Lineage: Eukaryota; Fungi; Ascomycota; Sordariomycetes; Glomerellales; Glomerellaceae.
AUGACACGGCAACUCCCUCAACUAUCUCGUCAUGUCGACGCCCAGGGUAGCGGAUCCAGUCAACCUGUUCGCACCAAUACCGCCUACACUGUGAAGGAAGCGCCGUUCGGGACUCCGCAACCCAUUCGCAUUGUCGGGAUCGGCGCCGGUGCAAGCGGCAUCAACCUGAUACGCACCCUGAGAAACACCCUCGGUCCCUCGACGUACGAGCUUGUGGUCUAUGAGAAGAACGAGAAUGUCGGGGGUACCUGGUUCGAGAACCGGUACCCUGGGUGCAAGUGCGACGUGCCUAGCCACAACUACCAGUUCAGCUGGAGACCGAAUCCGGCCUGGUCGAGCUUCUUUGCCCCCGCGGCAGAGAUUGAGGACUACCUUUGCCAAAUAUGUGACGACGAGAAGCUGCGGCCCUUUAUCAAGACUUCGCACCAGAUCAUCGGCGCGGCUUGGUCGGAGUCCAAGGCCGUGUGGGAGUUGCAGAUCAAGAACUUGGGGACUGGCGCCGUCUUUGAAGAUUAUGCCAACUUUUUCAUUGACGCAACUGGUAUCUUGAAUAAAUGGAGAUUCCCGGACGUGGAAGACAUCGCGGUUUUCGAGGGUACCCUAAUUCACAGCGCAAACUGGCCUAAGAACUUUGACUAUACAAACAAGACGGUAGCGGUCAUUGGGAAUGGUGCGUCCGGCGUCCAGAUCGUCCCAGCAAUGAGACCACACGUGAAGAAGCUACAUCACGUCAUCCGGACGCCCACCUUGAUUAUCCCUCCUCGAGUUGCCACAAUGAAGAUGGGGCCUUCAGCAGCUCUCCUGGACCAAAUUGAGAUGGACGAGAACGAGCGAUUCUCAGCGGCGACGAUUGAAAAGUUCAAAAAUGACCAGGCCUUCUACAACAAGUUUACUAAGACUCUCGAGAUGGACUCCAACAUCAAGUUCGCCAUCUCUCUCAUUGCGGGAAGCCCUCAACAGGCUUGGGCGCUGGGAAAGACUAAAGAAUUCAUGACUGCGAUGCUCAAGGGAAAUGAGAAGCUCUGCAAGCAGCUGAUACCCGACUUUCCCCUCGGGUGUAAGCGACUCACUCCCGCCCCUGGAUAUCUCGAAUCGUUCCACGAUCCCCGGGUCUCCCUUCACACCGACGCCAUCAAGAGGUUUGUGCCGCAAGGCAUAGAACUGGCCACUGGGGAGAUCCUCGAAGUCGACGUUGUCGUCUGUGCCACUGGCUUCGACUCAUCGUUCCUCCCCUCGUUCCCGUUAGUCGGUCGACACGGCAACUUGCAGGACAUCUGGUCCGAGCAAACUCCUAAAGCAUACAUGUCCCUUGCUGUUGCUGGUCUGCCAAACUUCUUCAAGUUCCUGGGGCCCAAUGCGCCUGUUGUGCAGGGUGAUGUCUUUACGCUAAGCGAGCACAUUGCCACUUACAUCGCCAAUACUAUCCUCAAAUGCCAGACAGAAGGCGUGCGGACUAUCGCCCCGUCUGAAGCGGCCGUGGAGGACUAUUUUGAGCACAUCUCAGCCAUCAUGCCUCGCACAGUCUUUGCGGGCGGAUGCAGAUCUUGGUAUAAGCAAGGCGAGGUCAACGGCCCUGUGACAGGUCUGUAUCCCGGGAGCCGUAUGCACUUCAUCCGCUUGCUGGAGCGAUUUAGGGGCGAGGACUGGGAGUACACGUAUGAGAAUUCGAAGCAGAACCGAUUCGCAUACUUGGGCAACGGGUUCACGGCGCCAGAGAUGGCGAUGCUCAAGGCUGGAGCGCCGCCUUCAUGA